Molecule: messenger RNA, 837 nt
Organism: Tympanuchus pallidicinctus (lesser prairie-chicken)
Lineage: Eukaryota; Metazoa; Chordata; Aves; Galliformes; Phasianidae
Gene: FAM32A
Product: family with sequence similarity 32 member A
Exons: 4
Coding region: 65-403 (112 amino acids)
Cellular component (GO): nucleolus
Source: RefSeq, a predicted model, not a curated record
GCAUCGCUCUCGCGCGCUGCCCGCUCUGCCGCCAGAGGGCGCUGCUCAGCGCGGCCGCCGAGAAAUGGCGGAAUACGAGGCGGUGCAGCGCGGGCCGCUACGGCUGAAGGGCGGCGGCGCGGGGCCGGGGGCCGGGAAGCGGAAGAAGAAAAAAGCGAAGGACAAGGCCCAGAUCCUGGAGCAGAUCGUGAGCGGCAAGAAGCAGGAAGAGGAGAAGAAGCGCGGCCUGGACAAGCGGACCCCGGCACAAGUGGCCUACGAGAAGAUGCAGGAGAAGCGGCAAAUGGAGAGGAUCCUGAAGAAGGCCUCGAAAACCCACAAGCAGAGAGUUGAGGACUUCAACAGGCACUUGGACACCCUGACCGAGCACUACGACAUUCCCAAAGUCAGCUGGACCAAGUGAAUGGCGGCGUUUGGAUGGGGAGUUCUGCUUACGUCAAACUGGGCUGCCGUGUAAACCUCUGUGUUCUUGGUACUGAAUAUUCAGUGCAUCUUCGGAACAUUUAUCACCUUGUACUGUUGUAUUUCAGUUUCAGAAUACUCAACAAAGUCUCUUCUUGUCCGCUGACUUAUGUAGGUGCAGAGGGGUGUUUUUCAGUGCUCAAAGCCACACUAAGGCCAAACCCAACUGCUGUGAGACAACAGGCAAUGUUCCUCUAUUUGUCCUAUGCCAGCAGGUCUCAUUAGGAGCAGGAUUCUCUGUGGCAGCUGCUCUCAUAAAUUGCAGAACUGUGUAAUUCCUAUCCGAAAUCGCUCAGAGUUGGGGGGAGUGGUUUCUGCUGUAUUCUAAAACCCUCGUAUCUUUGAUGUAACUUAUUAAAACGCUGCUUUCAGCCA